Lasiosphaeria miniovina is the source of this 1888-nucleotide messenger RNA. RefSeq names its product Bystin-domain-containing protein. Gene Ontology annotation, cellular component: cytoplasm; preribosome, small subunit precursor; nucleolus. Gene Ontology annotation, molecular function: snoRNA binding. Gene Ontology annotation, biological process: rRNA processing. Lineage: Eukaryota; Fungi; Ascomycota; Sordariomycetes; Sordariales; Lasiosphaeriaceae. The record is from RefSeq and is a predicted model, not a curated record. Bases 142 to 1587 code for a protein of 481 amino acids. The transcript has 8 exons.
AUUUUUACGAUAAGCCCCCAAAAAAUACGCCGGCAAAAAAAUCCAAAGAGGUACUUUGAGUAGUGACUGGGUUGCUUCAACUGGAAUUGCUAUCCCACCGCAUAUAUCCUCCGGCACCGCAAUCCGAUACCGACAGCGAAAAUGCCAAAGGCUACUACUCCGACAUUAUCUCACAAGAGGCGCCAUAACCCGCUCGAGGACGAUCUCCUAUCGACUGGCGUUCUCAAAAAUGGGUCGGGGAAACAAUCGAAACGGGCGGCGCCGGAGAAGCCCGAGGAACAGUCGUAUGUCGACGCCAAAGCCUCGCGCAACAUCCUGGCCAUGAGCAGGAGCCUCAUUGAAGAGGAUGCCCAAGCCCGUGCGGACCGAAACCCGCCGCCCGUUCCGUCUGCCUUCGACUUCGACCCGUCCCGAUUCGAGGAGGAUGCCGAUGCCGGGGAGGACUAUGCGAACGAGGAAGCCUGGGGCGACGAGGACGACGUUGUCGAGGAGAUUGAGAUUGACGCCGGCGACCUCGAGACAUUCAACCAGUUCAUCACGCCCACUCUGAACGAGGACCCGCUCCUGACACACGGCUGGGAUGGCAAGCCCGAAGCCUCAGAUGCCGAAGGACUUGGCCCGAGCUUGGCAGACCUGAUUCUGGCCAAGAUUGCCGAGAAAGAGUCGGGUGGCCAGGGCGGACUACAAGAGCUCAGGAGCCCCAUCGAGGAGGAGUACGAGCUGCCGCCAAAGGUGGUUGAGGUCUUCACAAAGAUCGGACUUAUCCUGGCUCGGUACAAGUCCGGGCCGUUGCCCAAGCCCUUCAAGAUUCUGCCAACAAUACCGCACUGGGAGGACAUCCUGCAGCUUACACGGCCUGAUUCCUGGACACCAAAUGCUUGCUACGCAGCGACGAGGAUUUUCGUGUCUGGGAAACCGCUGGUUGUCCAGAGGUUUAUGGAGAUGGUGAUUCUAGAUCGUGUCCGUGAGGACAUCCACGAGCACAAGAAACUGAAUGUCCAUCUGUUCAACUGCCUCAAGCGGGGUCUGUACAAGCCCGCAGGAUUUUUCAAGGGUUUUCUCUUCCCGUUGGCGGCCUCGGGAACCUGCUCUUUGCGUGAGGCCCAGAUUAUCUCUGCCGUCUUGGCCCGAGUGUCGAUCCCAGUCCUUCACUCGGCUGCAGCCAUCAAAACGCUUUGUGAUAUUGCUGCCGAACAAGUUUCGCACCAGUCGGAGAGUGUCAGCGCGACCAACUUCCUCAUCAAGGUCCUCCUGGAGAAGAAAUAUGCCUUACCGUGGCAGUGUGUGGACUCGCUAGUGUUCCACUUCAUUCGGUACGCUGCGGCGACAAGGGACGUCGAUAUGACUGGCGCCAAGUCGUUGCCGGUAAUUUUCAAUCAGUGCCUUCUGGUCUUUGCUCAGCGGUACCGAAAUGACAUUACCGAAGAUCAGCGCGAGGCCCUGCUGGAUCUUCUCCUGGCGCACGGUCAUGAAAAGAUUGCGCCUGAAAUUAGGAGAGAGCUUCUUGCCGGGCGUGGAAGAGGUGUCCCGCUUGAACAGCCAGGGCCAGCCUUCGAUGGCGACGACACAAUGCUAAUAGACUCAUGAAGGACGGUAAUAAGCCAAACCCAAAAGAGACAUAAAUGAAUUAUGAGUUUUGUGCUUGCAUCGGCAAUGCAGCUCCGUGCCCGGACCGUCCCAUUCAAGGAGAGACUGAUACUCGAUAAUUAUGUGUUUGGCUCUCACGUCGCCAUGCUUAUGUCCAAUGAAUGAAAACCAUGAAUCUGCCCAAUCAGCGCGAGUCUCGGGAUAGGAGGCAAGGGAUCUCCUGAAGGGCCCUAUUUUCUCAAGCCAGACACUCACCAGGCUGCUUAGGUACUGUACCUCAGAUUAUAGAAAAGAUAACUGC